AUGAGUCUAUUAUUAUGGAACUGUCGUGGGCUUGGGAACCCAUGUACAGAAAAUGAGCUUGUUAGAUUGAUACAGGCAAAAGAUCCCUCUAUCGUGUUUAUAGCCGAAACAUGGGCAGACGAAACAAGGCUAGAUCGUACUUUGAGCAAAAUUAAUUUCAACCAGAAGUGGGUGGCUCCAAGGCUGAAUAGAGGUGGUGGGUUAGUAUUAUUUUGGAAAAAUUUUAUUAACAUUGAUGUGGUUGAUUCCUAUAGGUAUUUUAUUGAUAUGAUCAUCAAUGGGAAUACUGAUAAUGCAUGGCGUUUCACUAGUUUUUAUGGAGAACUCGAAACCCACAGGAGGAGUGAGGCAUGGAGCAAACUGAGAAGUUUAAAUAAUAGAAUGAACAUCCCUUGGAUUUGUGGUGGUGAUUUUAAUGAAAUAGUCCGCCAAGAGGAAACGUGGGGUGGGGCUUCUAGAGACUUUAAUCAAAUGAAACUAUUUCGAGAUGUGAUCGACGAAUGUCAAUUUAUGGAUUUAGGAUUUGUGGGUCCUAAAUUCACGUGGGCAAAGCACUAUGUUGAUGGGCAUUCCAUACGAACAAGAUUGGAUCGGUGCAUGGCUACAAAUUCUUGGUUUCAAAAAUUUCCAGGAACUAGGGUACACCACCUUAGUUGUAUGUCAUCGGACCAUUCUCCCCUUCUGAUUAAUCUGUCAGGGCUGCCAGAACCUAGAAAGAAGAGAUGUUUCAGAUUUGAAGAAAUGUGGUUAUCGGAUCCAUCAUAUGAUGAAAUGGUGGAGGAAGUUUGGAGUAGUACAAGGGAUCCAAACCCAAGCACAGCCAUUCUGAAAAAAGUGGCUAAAUGUGAACAAGGAUUAUCAUUGUGGAAUAAACACAAUUUUGGGCACGUGAGAAGGGAAUUAGAGUUAAAGAAGAACCAACUAGUUUUGGCCGAGAAUGAGGCUAUGGUGAGUGGAAAUAAUACUCGGGUUAGGAGCCUAAGAAUGGAGAUUAACUUGUUGCAAGAUUGGGAAUCAAGGAUAUGGUGUCAAAGAUCUAGGGUGUUGUGGUUAAGCAAAGGGGACAGCAAUACAGCUUUCUUCCAUAGUAAAGCUACAAAUAGAUUUAGGAAGAAUUUAAUCAGAGGAAUAAGAGACCGGAAUGGAGCUUGGUUGACCGAUCAAGAGGAAAUAGGCACGUGA
Messenger RNA from Quercus lobata, 1182 nucleotides. RefSeq lists its product as uncharacterized. Bases 1 to 1182 code for a protein of 393 amino acids. The transcript has a single exon. Gene Ontology annotation, molecular function: catalytic activity. NCBI's taxonomy places the organism in Eukaryota, Viridiplantae, Streptophyta, Magnoliopsida, Fagales, Fagaceae. The record is from RefSeq and is a predicted model, not a curated record.